AUGUCCUGCCCGCACAUCAAUUCCACAGAUCUCCGCCCCCCACGAGCCAACCAGAGCGUAUAUCGCGAAGAUUGCACACAAUGCUUCGACUCCCAGGAUGACGAGGCAGGUUUAGAUGUCUGCUUGCACUGCUUCAACGGAGGAUGUGCAGGCGACCGUAACCACUCUCUUCUCCAUCACUCUCUCACCAACCACCCUCUUGUACUCAACAUCAAACGCACACGGAGACAAAUUCUACGGGAUGAACCCCCACCGAAGUUGACCAAACUUGCCAUUGCUGCUGAGACAGAAGAGGAUAAAUAUGACACAGUGACGCAGGUCAAAUGCCAUGCAUGCCAAAUCGAGGAUGUGGGUAGUUCUACAGGAAACCUGCCUGCGGUGGUAGAUGGUGUCAUGAAGGCUAUGACUUUUGCUAAACAAGAGGAAGUCAAAGCCUGGGAACAAGAUUUUACUCAGUGUGAACAUACUCUCUGCCUAGCGCAACAGCCUAGCAGACAGAUUGAAUCGCAAGACUUGGGCGGAUGCUCUCAGUGCGAUCUCAAAGAAAACCUGUGGCUCUGUCUCGAAUGUGGAAAUCUUGGGUGCGGCCGAGCGCAGGUUGGUGGUGCGAGUGGCAACUCUCAUGGAUUGACCCAUGCUACAGAAACACAGCAUGCUGUGGCAGUCAAACUAGGCUCUAUCACCCCAGAAGGCAAUGCGGAUGUCUACUGCUACCAUUGUAAUGAAGAGCGGAUCGAUACCGACCUGGCCAAGCACCUCGCGCAUUGGGGCAUCAACAUUACUGAACGCGAGAAGACAGAGAAGAGUUUGAUGGAAAUGCAAGUGGAACACAACUUGAAAUGGGAUUUCUCGAUGACUGCCGAGGACGGGCAAGAGCUUAAACCAUUAUUUGGACCAGGGUUUACUGGUCUGAAGAAUAUUGGCAACAGUUGCUACUUGGCUAGCACGGUCCAGUGUCUGUUCUCUAUCCCCGACUUCCGGCAGAGGUACUACCACCCCGAUCAGCCCCCACCUGGUGCAAACCUUCCAGCCGAGGAUUUGGAAACGCAGUUGCGCAAGCUGGCAGAUGGCGUCUUGUCUGGCCGCUACUCACGCCCUGAGACUUCGAUCCAGGCAUCUCCAGAUAACGUAGAAGUCCCUCAUCAGAAAGGCCUCUCACCGGCGAUGUUCAAACAUUUGAUUGGACGGGGACACGAAGAGUUUUCGACCAUGAGGCAACAGGACGCCUUUGAGCUAUUGCUCCAUCUGUUCAAACUCAUCAAUAUGUCCAAUCACGCAGACCCCACAGCAGAUCCCGUGCAGUCCUUCCGCUUUGCCCUUGAACAGCGCUUACAGUGUCUAAGUUGUCGGCGGGUGCGGUAUCGAAUAGAUGAGCAGGACAACAUCUCGAUUCCCGUGCCCGUCCGGCGGAAAGCAGCAAGCAAUGGAGACGGUGCCAAAGGAUCGGAAUUCGAGCCGGUGUCGCUCAAGGAAUGCCUGGAUAUUUUUACCUCGUCAAGCACAGUCGAAUUGACGUGUCCAUCGUGUGGAUCCAAGGCUGGAUUUUCCAAAUCAUCCAAGUUCAAGACCUUUCCUAAAAACCUUGCUAUCAACCCUCUUCGAUUCGAAGUCAUCAACUGGGUCCCCACCAAGCUUGACAUCCCUGUUCAAGUUACUGACGAGUCAUUUAACCUGAGCCAAUACAAGUCAGAUGGACUGCAGGUUGAUGAAGAUGAAUUGCCAGAGGACGCAGAUGUGGGCGGUGGAUCGACAAAUACGGCUGCCUUUGUACCGAACGGAGAGGCGCUUGGUCAGCUUGAAUCAAUGGGUUUCCCCCGAAAUCGCUGCGAAAGAGCUCUCCAUGCCACAGGGAAUGCAGAUGCAGAGGCGGCCAUGAAUUGGCUAUUCUCUCAUAUGGAUGACGCGGAUAUUGACGAGCCUCUGAAUCUCGGUGGAGCAGCAGCCUCAACAAAUGACGAUGCGGACAAAAUCGCCCAGCUCGGAGAUAUGGGCAUCAGUGUGCCACAAGCACGUAAGGCGCUGCGAGAGUGCGGCGGAGAUGUCAAUCGAGCAUUGGAUUGGGUAUUUAGCCAUCCGGAUGACCAAGGCGAUUUUGGGGAUGAAGCGAGCACAGAAGCGGCGGGGCCACCAGCAGCCAAAAUACUUCCAGGAAGUGAGGAGGUACCGGCCAAUUUUGAACUGGAAAGCAUUGUAUGUCAUAAGGGAGCGAGCAUUCAUGCUGGGCAUUAUGUUGCAUUUAUUCGGAAAGCGAUUCCUGGGGCAGAAAAAGAUCGGCAAUGGGUUCUGUUCAAUGAUGAAAAGGUGGUCAAGGCGGUCGAUGUGGAUGAAAUGAAGAAGUUUGCAUAUAUCUACUUCUUUUCGCGGAGUUAA
Messenger RNA from Exophiala aquamarina CBS 119918, 2370 nucleotides. Its product is annotated as ubiquitin thiolesterase. Gene Ontology annotation, biological process: protein deubiquitination. Bases 1 to 2370 code for a protein of 789 amino acids. Lineage: Eukaryota; Fungi; Ascomycota; Eurotiomycetes; Chaetothyriales; Herpotrichiellaceae. Gene Ontology annotation, molecular function: zinc ion binding; cysteine-type deubiquitinase activity; protein binding. The transcript has a single exon. The record is from RefSeq and is a predicted model, not a curated record.